UGUUGUUGCUACAGAACCGAUGUCAUGUGACUGAAGGGUUCGUUGUGUAGCUAGCGGAGUGGAGCUUGCCCAAGCUUCGGAGGAGAAUGGAAUUUAUCUUUUAGUUUUUAGUGAAGGUCUCCUGUUUUGUGUUCCUCCUCUGAAGGAAGUUGACAUUGUGGAGUCGUCUCGAGAGUCUUGGCAAAGCGCCGAGGACUCGCCAAGGACAACAUGGGGUGCUGUUACAGCAGCGACAACGAGCCCACGGAGCAGGACAAUGAUGAACGGAAGCCUCUGAUCCCGCACCCCAACCCUGACAAACCAGCCAAUGGGACGGAGCGGAGUCCUGCAGCCCCGCCCUCCACACGCCCUGAUGAGCAGGCACUGCUCAACACCAUCCUCCACAGAACUGCUCAGAGCAUCAUAGAUGUGUCGGCUGCAGACUCACAAGGCAUGGAGCAGCAUGAAUACAUGGACAAAGCACGGCAAUACAGCACUAAGUUGGCUGUUCUGAGCUCCACGCUCAGUCAGAAGAAACCUGCCCCCCUCCCCUCUCUCACAAGCCAGCCUCACCAAGUGCUCGCCUCCGACCUGAUACCCACGGCAGACCUGCUACAGGUGUCGAAGAUCGCUGCGUACGCGUACAGUGCCAUCUCCCAGAUCAAGGUGGACGCCAAGGAGGAGCUGGUGGUGCAGUUUGCCGUCCCAUAAGCCCCCCGACGCCCCCUUACCCACAAUCCCCCUCACGUUUCCUCCCUACCCACAAUCCUUCCAGCCCCACGCACCCACAAGCAAUGUCCCAGCUAGAGGUGGCCACUCUUAACCAACAUUCUCUCUCUCUCUCUCUCUCUCUCUCUCUGUCUCACACACACACAUCAGACUCAGUCAUGUUCAUGCACACACACACUAUCUCACAAGCGCACACACACCCCUCCACUGUGUUUGUCCUUCCCCUAGUGAGUGUGUGCUGGAGGGAUUGUUGUUCUGAUGUCUGGUGGUGUGUUAGGGUUCACACAAAUGUGUUUCUGUUCAUGUGUGUUUGAGGCUCCUCUCAUUGUGUGUGUGCGUGCGUGUGUGUGUGUGUUUUUGCGUGCAUGUGCGCGCUGUCAUUACUGUAAACCUCAGAGUUAAUUUGCCCUGUUCUAACCCCUCCCACCCCCUGAGGUCAGAUGACACACUUAGCCACGCCCCCAGGUCAGCUGACCUGUUCUAACCCCUCCCACCCCCUGAGGUCAGAUGACGCACUUAGCCACGCCCCCAGGUCAGCCGGCCUGUAGCGUGGCGGCAUCAGGCCCCGCCCAGCUGGUUAUUUAUUGGUCUUUUAACGUGUGCGUGCCGACGACCCCACAGAGCUGCAUUCUGGGCCGGGCACGCCGGGCUUCUAAAGGGACUCCGCCGAUCCACUUCCUGCUUUUAAUCAAGUAAUUAACGAUGGGAUUAAUGAAAUGCUCUCUAACGCUGCCCGACUGCAGUGCGCUCGUUUUGUUUUUAUGUCUGGAGCAGGAGGUGUGCUGCUCAGCCUCGUGCUCCUGCAUCAGAUCACUUCUGUUCAACUCGACUCAUGCCUGAUUUCUGUUCUUUGCUCUGGUGAAAAGGAGUUCUGCAUUAAAGGAUUUGGAAGUAC
Messenger RNA from Alosa sapidissima (American shad), 1603 nucleotides. It is a transcript of the gene lamtor1, whose product is annotated as late endosomal/lysosomal adaptor, MAPK and MTOR activator 1. NCBI's taxonomy places the organism in Eukaryota, Metazoa, Chordata, Actinopteri, Clupeiformes, Clupeidae. Gene Ontology annotation, cellular component: membrane raft; late endosome membrane; Ragulator complex. The coding region runs from base 211 to 690 and encodes 159 amino acids. Gene Ontology annotation, biological process: lysosome organization; regulation of receptor recycling; endosomal transport. Gene Ontology annotation, molecular function: guanyl-nucleotide exchange factor activity; molecular adaptor activity. The transcript has 5 exons. The record is from RefSeq and is a predicted model, not a curated record.